Molecule: messenger RNA, 1499 nt
Organism: Exophiala oligosperma
Lineage: Eukaryota; Fungi; Ascomycota; Eurotiomycetes; Chaetothyriales; Herpotrichiellaceae
Exons: 2
Coding region: 291-1499 (402 amino acids)
Molecular function (GO): oxidoreductase activity, acting on the CH-OH group of donors, NAD or NADP as acceptor
Source: RefSeq, a predicted model, not a curated record
GGAUUUUUGUCGCUAAACACAGAGUAUUGUGUACAAUGAUCGGGUGCCUAAGUAACUUUUGUUGUUGACCUACAGUGGAACGUAUUCGUGGGCGUUCUGCGGCGACUUAUCGACAAAACGUAGCAAGGGGGUCGCAACACUUUGUACGCACGACAGUCCGACAGCACCAGCAGUUAAUAGCUCCGACAAGAUCAAAAGCAAAGAGAAAAGGGAAUUGAGGGCCAAUCGAGCACAUACGGAGUACGGUACUAUUUUCUCUUCCGAGCGGGCCCAAAAGGGCACAACCAACAAUGGUGUCAUCGUCAUCGUCUCCGGCAUCGACGUCGUCGCCGUCGGCGUCAUCGAGGUCAAGGCCGAGGUCGAGGUCGCCUCGCUUCAACCUUCCACGGUCGGAAACGGAACCGUGGUACCGAGUCAUCACUCUGGACCUGUUGUUUUUGAUCCUGGCCAACUCGGUCUUCCAUCCUUACGUCAGCUUCAUCUUUUACCUGUGCAUCGCGGCCCUGCACAAACACCGAGAACCCAUCGCCCACUACACCCUCUGGUACACGGCGUUCUUGGUGGCCGUCGAGGUCGCGGCCUGGGCGAACCAGCGCGUCACGUACGGCCGGCACAGAAAGGUCGCGUGGGAGAGCGAGGUCGUCGUCAUCACGGGAGGGGCGAGCGGGUUGGGGAGGGCGAUGGCCGAGAUGCUCCUCCGCAAGGGCGUGAGCGUCGCCGUGCUGGACACCAAAGGACCGGACGAGCAAGCAAAAGAGACCAUGGAGCGGUGGGAUUUGGUUUGGGAGGUGGUGGACGUCAGCGACGCGAGAAAGGUCGAGAGGGCCGUUGAGAAGGUUAUAAAAGAGCUCGGUGAACCAACGAUCCUAGUCAACAACGCGGCGUCGACCAUCGCUGGUCUACCGUUACUACCGGCAUCGACAUCGUCGUCCAAGUCCAAACCCAAUGGUCAAAACUCUACACUCUCACCGAACCAAGCGAGCAGAACGUUGUCCAUCAACGCCGUCUCGCAUUUCAACCUCCUCUCGGCCGUCUUGCCACGUCUGAUCUCUUCAAAGACGGGCGCGCACGUCGUCACCGUCUCCUCUGUCCUGGCACACCUCUCGCCGGCCUCACUGGCGGAUUACAGUGCUUCCAAAGCGGCGGCGUCCUCCCUCCACCAGACCCUGUGCCACGAACUCCGCACGCAUCCCGAUCCCGACGUGUUUGCGAGGGUCAAGACCCUCCUAGUCGAAACUGGACAACUCGACACGCAGCUCUUUGCCGAUAUCACGUCCCUACCCUUCUACGCGCACUUUUUCGGCCCCGUGCUUACGGCCCAGGAGGUGGCCAAGGAAAUCAUUCGGACCAUCGAGCGUGGCGACGGAGGUGUGAUCAGGAUGCCGCUUUAUGCAAAAUGUAUACCGCUGUACCACCUGCUUCCGGGCACGUUGCAGCUUUUUGUGCGCUGGGUUAGUGGUGUUGAUGCUGCCAUCAGCCAGAGGAACAAGAAGGCCUGA